AAUUCUUCCUGCAGAAUAAACCGGGCCAUCUGCACACCCCCUCAGUGAGUUCCGCUGCUGUCCCCACCUUUGUUCCCACUGCACUGCUGAAGCCACGAGGUCGUGACACCGCCAGGCACAGCGAUGCCCCUGCACUCAACGGGGGACAAACCCUUCGUUUCAAUGCCGCCACUCACCUUCCCCAGCCCAACAUCAGCCGUUGAAAAUGGGUUUGUUCACACCCUGCCCAGCAGAAAGGAGUUCCCAGGCUCGCCCCUGAGCCCUGGUUCCCUGAGAUCUGCUGCCCACAGCCCCCUGGACUCCUGCAGCCAGACCCUGUGCCAGCCCCAGGCCGAGAAGUGCGACCCCCAGGCGGCCCACGAGGUGCACUACAUCUCAGCAGGGCCGCAGGGCUCGGCAUGCGGCUGGCGGGCCUUCACACCCAGGUGCCUGCAGGUCUUCAACACGCCCAAGGGCUUCCUGUUCUUCCUGUGUGCGGCCUCGUUCCUGCAGGGCAUGACGGUGAACGGCUUCAUCAACACUGUCAUCACCUCCAUUGAGCGCCGCUUCGACCUGCACAGCUACCAGAGUGGGCUCAUCGCCAGCUCCUAUGACAUCGCCGCCUGCCUCUGUCUCACUUUUGUCAGCUACUUCGGGGGCAGCGGGCACAAACCCCGCUGGCUGGGCUGGGGCGUGCUGGUCAUGGGUGCCGGCUCGCUGGUGUUUGCGCUGCCUCACUUCACCGCCGGCCGCUAUGAGGUGGAGGCCGACCAGGGGGUCGGGACGUGCCCAGCUAACCGGAGCAUGGCGUGUGCAGACAGCAGCUCAGGCCUGUCCAGCUACCGGCUGGUCUUCAUGCUGGGCCAGUUCCUGCAUGGCGUCGGCGCCACGCCACUCUACACGCUGGGUGUCACCUACCUGGAUGAGAACGUCAAGUCCAGCUACUCGCCUGUCUACAUCGCUGUCUUUUACACCGCGGCUAUCCUGGGCCCUGCAGCCGGCUACCUGAUUGGAGGCACCCUGCUGAACAUCUUCACGGAAAUGGGUCGACGGACGGAGCUGACCACCGAGAGCCCGCUGUGGGUCGGUGCCUGGUGGAUCGGCUUCCUGGGCGCCGGGGUGGCCGCCUUCCUCAUCGCCAUCCCCCUCCUCGGCUAUCCUCGGCAGCUGCCAGGCUCCCAGCGCUACGUGGUCAUGAGAGCAUCGGAAACGCACCAGUUGAAAGACGGUGGCCCAAAGGUGGCAAGCAGCCCGGACUUCGGGAAAACCAUCAGAGACCUGCCUCUGUAAGGCCCCGGGGUGGGGUGUGGGUCCCCUGCUGCGCGUCUCAGAACCCUUUGAGGGCUGCAUGCUGGGUCUUGACCCUAAACUGGGGAGAGUCGGUACAACCCCUCCAGGGCCACGUGGUGAGUACACAGCCCCGAAACCUCUUUCAUGACCAGUCGACCCGAGACUUAGGUCGAGACAUGGAGGAGAAGCAAAUAGGCCCCUGGGCCAGAGACCCAGACCCCAAAUGAAGCCUGUGGCUGCCGUGGGUCCACCCCACAGAGGAACCUCGGUCGUAGCACCAGCUCCACACAUGCUGCUCUGGGACCACCCUCUUGGCACCAUGUGGAGGCUCCUGGGGGCUUCACCUGGCACCUCGUGGCCAGGAGCGAAUCUCUUCCACACCAGUGAGAUCCCCUUUGGCCCACGUGUCC
Molecule: messenger RNA, 1679 nt
Organism: Galeopterus variegatus (Sunda flying lemur)
Lineage: Eukaryota; Metazoa; Chordata; Mammalia; Dermoptera; Cynocephalidae
Product: solute carrier organic anion transporter family member 4A1-like
Exons: 5
Coding region: 124-1269 (381 amino acids)
Biological process (GO): transmembrane transport; sodium-independent organic anion transport
Cellular component (GO): membrane
Source: RefSeq, a predicted model, not a curated record